GUUCUCUUUGCUACCACUGUUAUAACCAACAUGCCACCCAAAAGACAAAAGUCAGCCAAGCGAUGGUCCCUAUAUCCAACACUCCAUGAUGAUGUAGCACGAUUGCUAGAAGAAGAAGACCUCGCCCUCGAAUUUUAUAAUAUCGACACUGAUGAAGGUGGCCGUCACAUGCAUGAUAGUAACAUCAUGGGUCGAUUCAUAUGCCGCAACGGUGCAUGCAAAUCCUCCGGAUGGUCGAGCAAAAAGAUCGCCAUAACAAUACGGAUGUAUCCCGGACAGAAAUACAAUGCCCGAGUGUAUCAUCAACGUUGCAAAAACUGUAACUGUAUCAGUCGACCGAUUCUGGACGAGUCAUAUGCGGAAAGGGUCACGUACAGGAUUAAGAAAUGGAAUGGGGUUGAGGUUGAAAGUCCUCGUAUAUCCGGUGCAAGCAAAGGCCCACACAAUAGCCUGCUGUGUGAGGGAUGCAAAGCCGGCCAUUGUAGUGAGUUAGGGGGCGGCAAUUGGAUUGUCCAAAUGGAAAGAUUGACUAUCUGACUUAAGGCCCUGAUUCUCUCUAUUUCCAUAAUUUAUCUGCAGUUUUCUGGGUUUUACUGUUUAUAAUUUCAAUUGCUGUGCUUAUUUGGUUAUUUGCAUGGGUUCAAGUAUCGAGGAAAGAGAAUACUCAAGUCCACUUACGAGCUUUCACGAUGUAACGAUCUCAUUUAUGUUAUCUACUAUUACCCUGAGG
Aspergillus ruber CBS 135680 is the source of this 730-nucleotide messenger RNA. RefSeq names its product 3CxxC-type zinc finger protein. The transcript has 2 exons. The coding region runs from base 31 to 537 and encodes 168 amino acids. NCBI's taxonomy places the organism in Eukaryota, Fungi, Ascomycota, Eurotiomycetes, Eurotiales, Aspergillaceae. The record is from RefSeq and is a predicted model, not a curated record.